Molecule: messenger RNA, 405 nt
Organism: Chiloscyllium plagiosum (whitespotted bambooshark)
Lineage: Eukaryota; Metazoa; Chordata; Chondrichthyes; Orectolobiformes; Hemiscylliidae
Source: RefSeq, a predicted model, not a curated record
AUGGCAAAGAAGGAAACUGUUCCUGUCAAAACUGUGGCUAAAUCCAAGGCCUUGAAAGAAAAGAAAGCCAUUUUGAAGGGAAUUCAUAGUCACAGGCAGAAGAAAAUUAGGACAACACCUACCUUCAAGAGAACAAAGACACCCAGGCUGAGAAGCAAACCAAAGUAUCUGAGAAAACGUUCUCGCAGGAAGAUGAAAUUGGACCAUUAUGCUAUCAUUAAGUUCACUCUGACCACUGAGUCCGCUAUGAAGAAAAUUGAGGACAACAAUAUUUUGCUUUUCAUUGUUGACAUCAAGGCUAGGAAACACCAGAUCAAACAGGCUGUCAAGAAAUUAUAUGAUAUUGAUGUAGCUAAAGUCAACACUCUUAUGACGCCCGAUAGUGAAAAGCAAGCAUAUGUCUGA